CAGCAAAUUGAGCAAAAGUACCAUAAUUUCUAAUUUCGAGUCAAUAGCGUCGAUCAUCAUGGCUCCUCGCUCGCAAUUGGAAAUCGUCACGGCAUCUGUCCUGCGCCUGGUCAAGGAAGAGGCGUCGUAUCACCGCGAGCUGCAGCAGCAGAAGGAGAGGAUCAAGAAGCUGGAGUCUCAGGAGAGCGAGGAAGAUGAAAACAGGGAGUAUACCCUUAAUCAAGAGCAUCGGGCUCUCGAAGAAACCAAAAAUGUCCUUCCGUCAUUGAAACAGAAGAUUGAAGACGCCAUAGCCAAGCUCAAUAGUCUCUUGGUCGAGGAGGGUAAGAAAGGUUCCGAGAGCAAUGUCGAGCAUAUCAAUGCUGCGAAGGACGCCAUUGCCAAAGCUAGGACGGCAGAGCGGGAGAUCGCCUGAGAAGCCGAGAGGGCCUAUUUCCUAUGUCUCUAGCACAUGUACUUAACCCCAUCAUGAGGAAAUAUUUAAUAAAUUGCCCCUGAAUAAAAGCAAAAAAUUGACGUG
Molecule: messenger RNA, 520 nt
Organism: Aspergillus ibericus CBS 121593
Lineage: Eukaryota; Fungi; Ascomycota; Eurotiomycetes; Eurotiales; Aspergillaceae
Product: putative tubulin-specific chaperone Rbl2
Exons: 3
Coding region: 59-415 (118 amino acids)
Biological process (GO): tubulin complex assembly; post-chaperonin tubulin folding pathway
Cellular component (GO): cytosol; microtubule cytoskeleton
Molecular function (GO): beta-tubulin binding
Source: RefSeq, a predicted model, not a curated record